Molecule: messenger RNA, 1524 nt
Organism: Eimeria mitis
Lineage: Eukaryota; Apicomplexa; Conoidasida; Eucoccidiorida; Eimeriidae
Exons: 9
Coding region: 1-1524 (507 amino acids)
Source: RefSeq, a predicted model, not a curated record
AUGGAUGCCGAGAACUUCGCCAAACUCACCACCAUCUUAGACCUCCUCGACCGCUACAAGAAAAAUCUCGCGCAGGCCGUGCAACUCGAGACGCCUGUGCAGUCGCAACGCGUGCUGCGUUCAGGACGCACUCUUUCCAAGCGGUCUACGCGUUCAGAAGGUAUAUUUGGCUUCGGCAACGCCAAUGACGGCCCGAAGCCAUCGGAUGUGGUGGCGCAUGCCCAGGAGCGGCGCAAAACAGUCAACCGCGCUCAGACGCUCCUCUUCAGGAGGCGGACGAGGCUACGAAAUUCCUUUCCCAGCUUGUCAGAACCCACAAGCAAAACUGUAUCUAUUUCGCGCCUCGAUGAUGACCUGAAGGACUGCGUUGUCAGCAGGGGGAUGAUGAAAAUCUUUGAGAGCAGGCAGAGCACAGACAAACGCAGCUCACGGGAUUCUGAGUGUGAGGCGCAAAGUGACUACCUCGACUACCUGACUGAAAAGAGCUUCGGGCCCCCCGAUGUUGACUGGGAAGAUCCACAAUGGGAUGCUGCGGCGCCUUCUGUUAGUUUAGAGAACAUGAAAACUGAAGACUACGCGAGUCUGCGGCCUCAGAUAUUGGGCCAAUUGUUUGACAAAAUUCUCGACUGUCUGCAGAACGACUUCGAUGAAUUAGUCGGAAAGCUGAAAGAACAGAAUGUUCACCUAAAACAAGACGUCAUCUCCUUGAGAAAGAAACUGCAAGAUGCCGUGGAGACUAAUGACGAUCAGGUGCAAGAGUUGAAAGAGAUGACAGAUCGCAUCGCCUAUUUAGAGACGGAGGGCCGGGAACUUACUCGGCAGCUGAGUACCCUUGAGACGCGCAUCAAGGCAUACCAGGAUAACCAGAAAGACCUGGCGAAGCUGGAAGAAGAGAAGCAGAAGCUGAGCGUUGAAUGCGCCUCUUUGCAGGAGUUGAUAAAGAAGCUGACGCUGCAGGUGAGUGCGCAAGAUUCUGAGAAGUUGUCGGAGUUGGCGCAGGAGUUGAUGACAUUGAAGGAGAAAGAAGAAGAGAUAAAAUCUUUAAAAAGAGAUCUAAGCAAAAAAGAUCGCCUACUUGAAUCCAUCAAUGCAACUCUAACCACCCAGCCAUUCCCUGCUGCUCUAGAUUCACUGAGAGCAGCAGACACUGCCAGCAGGCAGGCAACACCAAGAGGAUCCUUCGUACACAUGUUCAGCUCCGCAUCCAGCCCCAGGAGAACUUCUGUCAAGAAUCUCCUCGCGACGCCUCAAUUCCCCUCCUCGGAGCCCGGCCUCUCCUUGGCUACUGAGCUGCAGCUCAGCAAGCUACCCAGUGUAACGCGCAGACUGGUGGAGGUGCAGGCGAAGCUGGGGUCUACUCUGGCUGAGCUGGAGGCGCUGCGGGAGUCUAACGAAUCGCUUAGAACAGAGCUCGAUCAGAUUCGCAAAGAAAUGGAGGAGAAAGAUGCAGCGACGCAGCAGAAGAUGCAGGUACACAGCAGCAACAGAAUGGGGAGGGGGGUGCUGCGGGUUUGCUGCCCUUGA